Molecule: messenger RNA, 1197 nt
Organism: Dichotomopilus funicola
Lineage: Eukaryota; Fungi; Ascomycota; Sordariomycetes; Sordariales; Chaetomiaceae
Exons: 1
Coding region: 1-1197 (398 amino acids)
Biological process (GO): carbohydrate metabolic process
Source: RefSeq, a predicted model, not a curated record
AUGGUGUCCUUACGUUGGGGCGGGUUGGCUGCUCGCGCGGUCCACUUGAUCUCCGUGCGGCCAGGCAUAGUGAUCUCAGGUCAAGACUCAAUAUUGGCUGUUCAGGCACUUCAAGGGUGGUACGAUGCGCCGUCUGGGCUCUGGGCCACGACGGGCUGGUGGAACAGCGCAAACUGCCUCACUGUCCUGACAGACUGGGCAGUGGCUGCCGGAUACAACGCUGGACUCGUGGAUGUCCCGGGUAUUAUCGCCAACACGUUCAACAACGCGCAGCGAGUCUCGGGCAGCGCGCACAAACGGAUGUCUAGCACCGGGCUGCCGACAUCGACAUACUCCCUAAACGCCACGGAAGCCGGCGAUACCAGUAACGACAAACGCGGGUUUUCGGGGUUCAUAAACGACUACUACGACGACGAAGGGUGGUGGGCGCUCGCGCUGAUUCGGUCCUGGGACGUGACGCAUCAGCAGGCGUAUCUCGACAUGGCGGAGAGCAUUUUCCGUGACAUGCAGGCUGGGAUAGACGACAAGUGUGGCGGCGGGAUAUGGUGGAGCAAAGAGAAGGCGUACAAGAAUGCCAUCGCCAACGAGCUGUACCUGAGCGUGGCCGCCAGCCUGGCCAACCGAGUACCGGCACAGAAAGCACACUACACCCAGAUCGCGCGCGACCAGUGGAACUGGUUCCGGAAGAGCGGCCUGAUCAACGACAAGAACCUCAUCAACGACGGGCUGAGCAUCCGAGCCGAUGGCCGCUGCGUCAACAACAACGGCCAAACCUGGUCCUACAACCAAGGCGUCAUUCUCGGCGGGCUCGUCGAGUUGGCCCAGGCCACGGGCGACCGGUCGUACCUGAGCCAGGCCAUCCCCAUCGCACUAGCGGCCAUCGACAGGCUGGACGACAACAAGACGGGCAUCAUCCGUGAGGCGGAUAACUGCGAGCCCAAGUGCGGCAGCGACGGCAGCCAGUUCAAGGGUAUAUUUGUGCGCAACCUGCACUACCUCCACAAGGCUGCGCCGCGGGAUGAGUUCAAGAACGCGAUCAAGAAGAAUGCGAAAUCAAUUUGGGACAACGACCGGAAUGGGAAGAACCAGUUGGGGAUCAAAUGGUCGGGCCCCGCAGAUCUGGGUGAUGGGCCUACCGCGUCGACGCACAGCUCAGCAUUAGAUGUGUUGGUGGCGGCGUUAGCGAUAGGCGCAUAG